AUGUUGAGCGACACCGUCUCUGCGGAAGAGCUCAAGAGGCCUCUACCUCAGAUGGAGGAUCCGUUUUUUCUGAACGAGAAGCCUACUGAGGAAGGAAAGAAGGGAGAAACACAACCUGGAAACGAGCAACCUGAAGAAGCAAUACCCACAUCGGGACCUCAAACCCAGGAGGAACCAAAGGAAAUUCCACCAAGGCUAACUGAAGAGGCUAAAGGAGAAAAACCGUUUCCAUACCAGUUUGUUAUGAAGAGGAAGAAAGAAAACCCUGUGGAUUUCAUGUCGAUCUUCGGAAAGCUGGAUGUCACCAUACCAUUCCUCCAAGCCGUGAGACUGCCCCCUCUGGGGAAGUUUAUAAAGGAGUUCAUAGUCGGAAAGGCCCAGGAGGAUGGAAAAAUCAUGGCUGAUGUGGAAGCAGCUGCAUGGUGUGAUCUGAUCAGUAGCCGAGGGUUAACUGACGAGGAGAUCGAAGGAGCAAUUACGGAAUUCUGUCAGAAGUCGGAACUAGCAGGAUCUGUAGGGGCUUUACUACCGGCCAGUAUGGAGGAAAAAUCAGAUGGUGAACAAAAGCGAGAGGAGGAUUCUAAAAAGAACCCUCUACCUACAGACACGCUACCCCCUCAAGUGGAGUUAAAAAUGUUGCCAGCGAACCUUAAGUAUGCCUACCUCGGGGAGGAAGACUCGUUCCCCGUAAUCAUCAAUAGCGGGCUGACUGAAGAGCAAGAGGCAAAACUACUAACUGUGCUGAGCAAAAACAAGAAGGCUAUUGGAUGGAGCCUUACGGACCUGGUGGGGAUAAGCCCGGAUGUAUGCAUGCACCACAUUAGGCUGGAGGAGGGAGCCAAGGCGCAUAGAGAUUCACAAAGAAAGGUGAACCCAAACAUGCGGGAAGAGAUACCGAAGGAAAUCUUGAAGUUGCUCUCGCUGGGCAUUAUAUACUCGACUAGUCACGGGAUGGCGAAUGUGUAUAGAUUACCGAAGCUGAACACUGCAACCAGGAAGGACCAUUUCCCCUUGCCAUUCAUCGAUCAAAUGCUGGAGCGACUGGCUGGGAGGAAGUACUUCUGUUUUUUGGAUGGGUACUGUGGCUACUUUCAAAUCUACGUGAAUCCGGAGGACCAGGAUAAGACCACGUUCACCUGUCCUUUUGGAACCUAUGCGUAUAGGCGUAUGCCGUAUGGCCUAUGCAACGCUCCCGAAGGAAUCGUCUUAGGACACGUGGUGUUAGAAAAGGGAAUCCAAGUGGAUCAAGCUAAGGAUUUCGCCAAGAUUGCCCAACCCCUUACCAGACUUCUCCAGAACGAGGUGGAAUUCAUUUUCGACGAGCAUUGCAAGGCUGCUUUCAACCUUCUUAAGGAAAAAUUGAUCUCUACACCGAUUAUUCAAGCUCCUAACUGGAAUCACCCCUUCGAGGUGAUGUGCGAUGCCAGUGACUAUGUCGUGGGGGCCAUACUGGGUCAGAAGAUCGAUGGGAAGAGGUAA
Molecule: messenger RNA, 1479 nt
Organism: Salvia hispanica
Lineage: Eukaryota; Viridiplantae; Streptophyta; Magnoliopsida; Lamiales; Lamiaceae
Source: RefSeq, a predicted model, not a curated record